ACCUUCGGUCGCCUAGCUAGCUAAGCGCGCGCCCGGGCCCAGCAGCUGCGCACUGGCGAUGCGUACAGUUUCGCGGGGUUUCUCUCAGUAGUUGCAGCGAAGUUUGGCUUAAAGGCUGCUACGGAAUAGUGGCUCCAGUUUUGUUGCAUAUUAUUGUAUUGUACCAUAUUUUUGAAUAUAAAGUCACUGGUGACUACACUAGGUACUGAUGAAGUUUUAUGACCAUACGAAGUCUACUUUCGUCGUUACGGCGUGAAAUCUAAGGCACACCAGGGGUGAGAUCUGACCCGUUUGGUUCACUCUGUCGUACUUCGACGCUAUCGGCUCAGACAGUGCUACCAACAAAUAGAGCUGGUCAGCUAGACGGAAUAAUGUCAAGAAGGAGAAGCAACCGAUUGCAGACAAGACAAGAAUCUCUGUUACCUGCUCAAGAGAGUGAGGGAGAAUUCACCAUUUGUUCGAGAAAGAGGAAAAUUAGGGAAGAUGACGUGGAUGAUGAACUGCAUUCUGCAGAAAUCCAACGGAGGAGGCAACAGUUUCAAAUUCAAAAUUCCUGGGUUCCCAUUUCCGAGUCUGGUGGUUUUGAGACAUCAUCACUCAUACCCACCCCACACCAGGAACCAACAACCCCAUCCGAACAACUGCUAGAGUCUGGUUCCAAGUUCCGGUUCCGGAACCUGUUCCCCACCCCACUUACCGACAGAAGAUCCCCCUUGCCAAUACUGAAUUGGGCUGACUCUACUGAAGUCUGGCAAGUGAUGUUGGAGAAAGAGAGUAACUACAUACACAAUACCAGAGUUCUAGAUAGACAUCCGAGCCUAGAGCCUCGGAUGAGAGCAAUUCUACUAGACUGGCUGAUUGAAGUCUGUGAAGUUUACCGGUUACACAGGGAGACUUUUUACCUUGCUGCCGACUUUGUAGAUAGAUAUUUGUCAAAAACUUCAAACAUACCAAAGACCAAGCUACAGUUGAUAGGAAUUACAGCGUUAUUCAUUGCAGCUAAACUGGAGGAAAUCUAUCCUCCCAAACUUGCCGAGUUUGCUUACGUCACAGAUGGUGCUAGCACAGAGCCAGAAAUACUGGACCAAGAGUUGGUCAUGCUGAAGACAUUGAAGUGGGGCCUGUCGCCAGUGACUGUCAAUACUUGGUUGAAUAUCUAUCUUCAGCUUAGUAGACGUAGUCACACCACACGGAGCAGCCACAACUUCUUACUACCAGAAUACUCAGGGCAUCAGUUUGUACAAAUAGCUCAGCUUCUAGAUUUGUGUAUAUUGGACAUAGGCUGCCUCCAGUUUGAUUACAGUGUUAUCGCUGCAUCGGCCUUGUAUCAUAUGACGUCUCAAGAGCUAGCCUUAGAAGUGACAGGUUUGAAGUGGGAUGAUAUAGCUACCUGUGUCCACUGGAUGUCGGCGUUUGCAAUAACGGUACGAGAGAUGGGACUAGCUGAGUUAACAGGCUUCAGAAGUGUCUACUCUGAUGAUGCUCAUAACAUCCAAACACAUGCCAAUCAACUGAGUAGUCUGGACAGAGCUCUUGAUAGAUUACAGCAGAUCAUGCAGCCAUUGGACAGUAGCCCCAUCCAUAUGGCUGGUGUCCUGACACCUCCACACAGUCAUCAUAAAGGUUACACACAGACAGUCGACCUAUGAAACCAGUGGAGUGAAGAUCUGAACCUAGCUCUAGACAACGGAUUUGGAUGCAGCCUAAAACAGUCACUUGCAAUUUUAAAUUGGAUGUUUGGUAUCCUGAGUGUUUUCUAUUACACUUACACAUCCAAAUAGAAUUUCUUCAGACUGAAUGCCCAGUUCUUACACCAAGUGAUUUGGGGCAAGGAAUUUUGACUUCUGGAAUGGUCUGGUGUCUUGACUUUGUGCUAUUCUCAUCCACUGUGAACAAGAUGUCAACAUUGCUGAACGUCUUUUACCAAAUUGUAAGAUUUCUGUCAGAUCAGGUGGCAAUAGACCGAUUGCGCCAGCUAAAUCACACGACCUAUACUGGGUAUCAACCCCACAUCAACGUGUGUUUUUAGUGUUGUUUACAAACAAUACAGCCAAGUCACAGUACAGUACCCAGUUCAUCAGUUGUCCGAGUACAGUACCUACCGUUAGCUUUAUUUUUGGUAAAUGAUACCUAGGAAACACUUAGCUUUUUGGUCGCGUGUUUGUUGAUAUUUAAUACCCACAAAAGGUGACGUGACUUAGCAGGUGCAAUCGGUCUAUAGUUGCAUUAGUAUCUUCACUAUAAAGAAGUCAUGUGGAUGGUAACAUGUAUCAAACAUGCAAACAAUUUAGUGAGAAAGAUUUUAUUUAAAUUUGGUUCA
Acanthaster planci (crown-of-thorns starfish) is the source of this 2320-nucleotide messenger RNA. It is a transcript of the gene ccne1, whose product is annotated as cyclin E1. The record is from RefSeq and is a predicted model, not a curated record. NCBI's taxonomy places the organism in Eukaryota, Metazoa, Echinodermata, Asteroidea, Valvatida, Acanthasteridae.